This is a messenger RNA of Rubroshorea leprosula, 4415 nucleotides long. NCBI's taxonomy places the organism in Eukaryota, Viridiplantae, Streptophyta, Magnoliopsida, Malvales, Dipterocarpaceae. The record is from the annotation of a GenBank genome assembly.
GAGUGAAAAUCUAGUUAAACGCGGCUUCUGAAAUCAGUUAGCAGCCGCCAAGCCUUCUCCCAAAUCCGGUAAUUUGCAAAUUCCAAAAGGAUGACUGCGCAAUUCCACUGCGUUUAGGCACCAAAAUUUACAAGCAUUUCCAAAUUUUUCGCUCUUCCAGGAACCUCCAAGAACAAAGAAUACAUCCCACCACAAACCCUAACCCUAGAUUCCUUGCAAUCGGCAGCUAAUGGCCAGCGACACUCAAGAUUUGCAUCGCCGCAAGCACCGUCGAUCCCCAUCCGAUGAUGAGGAGUCGGAGAAAUCAUCCAAACGACACAAGCAUCGCCACCAUCGGCACCGCCAUCAUCGCCACCGAAGCAAGAAGAACGCAGAUGGCGUUGAUGAGAUUGCUCCUUCUCCUCCUUCGCAUGCGCUGGAUAAGAAUAGUUCUCGGAACGAUGAUGAUGUGGAGGAAGGAGAGAUUCUUGACGAGGAAUCCAUCGGCGAUAUCAAGGCUGGUGAAUCUGGUGAUCAGUGUGGUGGUUCCAAUCCGGGAAUCAUUAAAUACAUUCAUCGGGUGGGGGAUCUAGUAGUAAAGAGUGACGAAAAGAGUACCGAUAAGAAUUUUGAUAGCAUUGGUUUGCGUAGAAUUUCUAGCCCUGAGCCUCAAGAGCAAUCAUUCUCUAAAGCUGGCUCUGUAGGUCAUAUUAACGAGAAUAGGGGUAGGGAGUCUGGUUCCCCUCCAAAAAAAAGUGUCAAGAAAAAGAGUUACCUGGAGGAUAUGGAGGAGGCUGAUGGCAGCCCAUUGAAUGACUCGAGAAAGUUACUGUCCUCUGACAGCUCUGGGGGAAAGUACAAAGCAUCAGCUAAUUCACCAUUGGAUGAGAGAUAUCAUGAUUGCACUAGGGGUAGAUCAAGAUCGAGUGAUCAUGCCAGAGAUAGAUCUCGUUCAAGGAGCAUAAUGGAUGAGGAAUCCCUUUUAAAAAGACAACGCCGUCAUGAACAGGAUGGGGAUGCUAGUCUGAAUCAACGACAUAGAAGUGGAGACUUGGUAAGGGAUGAGGAAAGGGGACACAGUGUCAGUUACAGCAGAGCAAAGAGUAGGGAGCGGGAGAUAGAUAGAGAUUUAAAAAAGGAGAAGGAGCACGAUUGGAGGAGAGACAGGGAGAUGAUGGACAGGGAAUGGAGAAGGGAAAAAGAUAGAGAGAGGAGUAGAGACAGAGAGAUGGACAGGGAAAGGAGAAGGGAAAAGGGGGGUGAGAGAAGUAGGGACAAAGAGAGAGAAAGGGAAAGGAGAAGGGACAAGGAGAGAGAGAGGAGCCGAGACAGAGAGAUGGAUAAGGAAAGGAGAAAGGACAGGGAAGGAGAGAGCAGCAGAGAGAGGGAUAGGGAAAGGAGCAAAGUUGGACUGAUGGAUAGUGAGAGGAGAAGGGAGAAAGAGCGAGGGAGGAGCAGGGACAGGGAUAUAGACAGUGAAAGGAGAAGGGAGGAGAUUCGAGAGAGGAGCCAGGAUAGGGAGGUGACUAGGGGUGGGAGGCGGGAGAAGGAAAGGGAUAGGAGCGGGGAUAGGGUCAGAGUUAGUGUCAGAGAUGGAGAUAGGAUAAGGGAGAUUGAUGGCCAAUGGAACUGGGAGAGAGACAGGGAGAGGAAAAAUGACAGAAGUAAGGAUAAAGGCAUGAAUAUUGAGAUAGAAAAUGAUAGCUGUGGUGAUCUAGACAGGUAUAAGAAUUCUAAGCACUCAAGACGAGAUGAAACAGAAAGUUAUUGGGACAGAACAAGGAAGAUUGAUCAAGCAAAUGCCCAUGGUCCUUGCAGUGAUUCUUUGGAAGGAGAUGGAGAUAAAUUAAGAAGAGACAAAGAUGAACAUGAGGAUUUUGAAGAAAAAAUCACCUUGAAACUUGCUGAACAGGAAGAGGAAGAACUCAAUAGAAUCAGAGAGGAAAGCAGAAAGCGAAGGCAAGCCAUCUUAGAAAAAUAUAAGAAUCAGCAACUGCAGCAGCAAAAUGAGUCUUGUCUGGAGGAUACGAAGAAAGAUAUUGAACCUACAGAAGGUCACAGCCAAUUCUUGUCUGCAACUGACACUGGUACAAGUGUUGUUGAUGAUGGACAUGAUAGAGGAGCAGAUGUCUAUGUGGCUGACCCUUUAUUGUCUGUGGGGAAGUCACCUACACAAAAUGGGAAAGCUGCUGCUGAGAAAACUGGUGCUGCUGGGCUUGGUGAGGGUACACCAAAGAGCAAAGGAUCAGAUGAGAAGUUCUGUGAUGAUAUAUUUGGGGAAACGCCAGCAAGAGUUCAAAAAUCGGUUAAAGGGGAAGGUUUACCAAUCAUAAGGAGUGGUCUUCAUGACAAUUGGGAUGAUGCUGAAGGAUACUAUAGCUACCGGGUUGGUGAGAUACUAGAUGGUCGGUAUGAAGUAACUGCUGCUCAUGGAAAAGGUGUAUUCUCUACUGUAGUACGUGCCAAGGAUCUUAAGGCUGGUAGCGGAGAUGUUGAUGAAGUGGCUAUAAAGAUCAUACGAAAUAAUGAGACAAUGCACAAGGCUGGUCAAUUAGAGGUUCAAAUAUUAAAGAAACUAGCUGGAGCAGAUCCAGAGAACAAGAGACAUUGUGUUCGUUUCCUUUCAAGUUUCAAGUACAGGAAUCAUCUUUGUUUAGUUUUUGAAUCUCUUCAUAUGAAUCUGCGUGAGGUUCUAAAGAAGUUUGGUCGCAAUAUUGGUCUUAAACUAACUGCUGUCAGGGCUUAUGCGAAGCAGCUUUUUAUUGCGCUUAAGCAUCUUAAGAACUGUGGUGUUCUUCACUGUGAUAUAAAACCCGAUAACAUGCUGGUAAAUGAGGCAAAAAAUGUGCUGAAGCUUUGCGAUUUUGGUAAUGCUAUGUUUGCUGGUAAAAAUGAAAUCACACCAUAUCUUGUGAGCCGCUUUUACCGUGCCCCAGAAAUAAUUCUUGGCUUGCCUUAUGAUCAUCCAAUGGAUAUGUGGUCUGUUGGCUGCUGUUUGUAUGAGCUUUAUACAGGGAAGGUUCUUUUCCCAGGUGCUACGAACAAUGACAUGUUACGCCUUCACAUGGAGUUGAAGGGCCCUUUUCCAAAGAAGAUGCUUCGUAAGGGAGCAUUUACUGAUCAACACUUUGAUCAAGAUCUGAAUUUUCAUGCUACAGAAGAGGAUACUGUUACCAAAAAGACUAUUACAAGGAUGAUUCUCAACAUAAAGCCAAAAGAUAUUGGAUCAAUUAUUCUGGGCUAUCCUGGUGAGGAUCCAAAGAUGCUAGCUAACUUUAAAGAUCUUCUAGAAAAAAAUUUUGUGCUGGAUCCAGAGAAACGGUUAACAGUACAUCAGGCAUUGAAUCAUCCAUUCAUCACGGGCAAGUGAAAUAUGCUGCUGAUUUUGACUCCCGAAAUGCUGUUGCCCUAGAUAUUUUGUACAUUAUGAGCUAACUGAUAUUCAGAUUUCUAAUCCUUGGGAAUUGUCUUUCUUUACUUGUGCUGGCCAUAAAGCUCCAGACACUGUUUUUGGCGUGGUUGAAGUCAAGAGGAUGGUAUUUGAUCAGGAGUACUCUUUACUGGCGAUUCUUUCAGUGGAUUGUACUGUUUAUUGGUAUCAGCUACUACUUUGAGGCAACCCUGCUGUGUUUAAAUGGUUAAAAGGCACCCAGGAGAAGGUAUCUUGGAUUGUUUUUUUGGGAGCUAUUGUGACACUCUUGAAACUGAUUAUUGUGAUUGAUUUUUCAAUGUCUGUUUUCCUUGUAUACAUGGCAGAGUCAUAAUAUUUUUGAUGCUUUCCCAUGGCAUGACAUAUGUGAAGAACAACUGGAAGUUAGAUUUUGGGAUUUAAUAGAUUCUAGAGACACCUGAAUGUCAAUCAGCUAUUAUCCAUGCCUUUGUUGUCUAUGUCAAACUUUGUCUUUUCUGUCUGUCUUGUUGGCCUCUGCUUUUUUACAUAUAUUCGGAUUUCAUUCCAUUUCUUCUUCUUCUUCUUCUUCUGCUUCCUUUUUUGUUCUCUUUGUUCUUCUUCUUCUUCUUCUUUUUCUCUCUUUUGUCUUGGUGGCUUUCAUUUAUAUUUCUCACCUUUAGAAAUAUGAAUUCCUAAUGAAAUUGCAUUACAUUUGAUCCAUGGUUCAAUCAUUUUGGAGGCACUUGCACUGUUGGUGUAGACGUCAGCCCUGAAGUGAGAGCUCAUUUUUGGCAGAAAACUGCAUGCUUCUCAAGUUUAGUAAGUAUUUCCUAUAUGAUCUGACUUUUCUCCCAUGAUACCAUCUAUGAUUUUUAUAUUCACUUUCAUUUGUUCUUGACUAUUUCUGUAGUCCAUGCUAUAUUUUUUCAGUUUCUGCAAGUUUGGUGCUUUUGAUUUCUCUUUUGAUGCUUAUUUGUUGCAUUCUUUUCUUAGACUUUUGCAAAGAUGAUCUGGGUCAUCUGAUGCAAAAAUUUUAAAACAUGAG